Molecule: messenger RNA, 1363 nt
Organism: Ruditapes philippinarum (Manila clam)
Lineage: Eukaryota; Metazoa; Mollusca; Bivalvia; Venerida; Veneridae
Product: epidermal growth factor receptor-like
Exons: 4
Coding region: 320-1159 (279 amino acids)
Source: RefSeq, a predicted model, not a curated record
AUCUAUCUGUCUCCUAAGUCUCAUUUGGUUUUGCUAAACACUUCAGGUUUUUGUUACAAAAUUGUUUUGAGCUAUUCUAUUGUAUAUCAAAACAUUAAACUUCUGUAUACGAUUGGUCUGAAAGGAUAUUAAUCUAAAGGCUUUUUGUCUGUUUUCAUAAACGAUUUUUUCAUGAAAAAUAGUUAUAGAUUGCAUGCUGCAAUAUCAAAAUUGAUACAUGUAGCUACCAUGCAAACAUACAGACAGAGAGCUUAAUUUGAUUACAUUUUUCUAAUUGUAAAAUAUUUGUAGAAUUAUUUUCUCUCUUUCUAAUUAGAUAAUGCUCAUGUUUUUAGAUGCCAUGGGUCUUAAAUGUCAUUCUGAGUGCUCGGAUCAUGGAUGCUGGGGUCCAGGACCAGACAAAUGCCUUAAGUGUAAAGCAGCACGCAUGGCUGUAAAUAAUACAUGCUUGGCAACCUGUGAUGAUGUACCCAUGCUUUACCAGGCAGAAAAUAACACAUGUAAACAAUGUCAUAUCCAGUGUGCCGGUGGUUGCUCUGGUCCGGAUCCCGAUCGAUGCUUUGACUGUAAGAAAGUAAAAGUUCUUGGGCAGAACAACACAUUUGAAUGCAUGACAGAAUGUCCGUUACCUGUCGGACAACUAUACAUAUACCCUGAUGAGAACCGGAUAUGUCGCCAGUGCGAUCCAUCGUGUGACAAGGGAUGUACUGGACCUUCGUCAGCUGUAAAACUAGGAGGAUGCAAUACAUGUGUGUUGGCUGUGAAUAAAACUCUGGAGAAUGACACUGUUCGGUGUCUACCUCGAGAUCAAGAAUACUGUCCUCGAGGAUACUACGAAAAGCAAUACAGAUCUGAUGUAGACCAUCCACUUAAUAAAAAAAGGGUAUGUCAACAAUGUGACCAUCUAUGUUUAGAAUGUAAUGGACCAGGGUAUGCAUAUUGUCCUAGAUGCAGAUAUUACAAAUACACCGACAUAUAUCCCAUUUGUUUAAAGGAAUGUCCUGAGUAUACAUAUUCAUACCAGUAUCAAUGUUUUCCAUGCAGUAAUCAAUGUUUGGGUGGUUGCCGUGGUGCCGAAUCACUAGAUUGUUAUAACUGUCGUAAUUUCAAGGUCUUUGUUGAUGAGGAUAUGCAUAAGGUAAGUGUUAAGACAUAUUAGACUCAGCAUUGUUGACUUACAUUAUAUGCUGACGAGACUCAAAACUUUAUGCUGACAACACCCAGCACUAUAUCCUGACCACAUUCAACAAUGUAUCCUGGCCAGACCCAACACUGAAUCCUGUCCAGACACUUCACUUUAUCUUGACCAGACUCUACACUAUAUUCUGACCAGACACAACACUAUAUCCUGACCAGACUCAAC